Molecule: messenger RNA, 6058 nt
Organism: Myxocyprinus asiaticus (Chinese sucker)
Lineage: Eukaryota; Metazoa; Chordata; Actinopteri; Cypriniformes; Catostomidae
Gene: vps8
Product: VPS8 subunit of CORVET complex
Exons: 43
Coding region: 111-3896 (1261 amino acids)
Biological process (GO): endosomal vesicle fusion; protein targeting to vacuole; vesicle-mediated transport
Cellular component (GO): CORVET complex; late endosome; HOPS complex
Molecular function (GO): protein binding
Source: RefSeq, a predicted model, not a curated record
ACAGUAACAAGGAUGUAAACUGCUGCUGCAGAGCAGUAUGACUGGAGCUGAUAAAGAUAUGAUAUCAAUUAUAUAAUUAUAUUAUCUGAGAUCUGAUUUAUUACUGAAUAAUGGCCGAAUCUCCAGACAGCCGCAGUCUUGUGUCUGCGUCCUCACAGCUCAAUUUAAUGGAAAUAGAGGCGAUUGAUGAUAAGGAGUUUGACAUUCCUCAAGUGGACACUCCUCCGACUCUAGAGAGCAUCCUGAAUGAGCCUGAAGAUGAGGAUGAGCCAUUUAUUUUAGAGGAUACGUGUCUCCUGAACACAGAGAACAUUGAUACCCACUCGUGUGAAACCUCCUCUCUGGCCAGCUCUGACAGUGGUGACCGCACACACCUGAAGAGGAGGAGGAAAGCUAUGGAAACUAACGCUACAGUACACGGAUCCGUCCUUAGAUGCAAUGUACUGAAAGGCAUCUCGGCCCAGAUAGUAUCUGCUGCGGAUAAAGUUGAUGCAGGCUUGCCAACGGCAAUAACUGUUUCCAGUGUGAUAGCCGUGGGGACGUCGCAUGGUCUGGCCUUAGUAUUUGAUCAGAACCAGGCCCUGCGGCUGUGUCUGGGCACCACAGCAACUGGAGCAGAGUACGGGGCAGUGUCAGCUCUCAGUAUUAAUCAUGACUGCUCACGACUGCUCUGUGGCUUUGCUAAAGGACAGAUCACCAUGUGGGAUCUGGCCAAUGGUAAACUGCUUCGAACUAUCACAGAUGCCCACCCACCUGGCACUGCAAUCCUACAUGUCAAGUUCACUGACAACCCAACAUUAGCUGUGUGUAAUGAUAGUGGGGGAUCAGUGUUUGAACUGUCAUUCAGGAGGGUGAUGGGGAUGAGGACAUGUGAAUCCAGGUGUUUAUUCAGUGGUUCUAAAGGAGAGGUUUGCUGUGUGGAGCCUCUUCAUGCUGGACCUGAACUGAAAGAACAUCCCAUCACUCAGUACUCCCUGCUGGCCAUGGCCUCACUCACCAAGAUACUGCUGAUAGGGCUGAAGCCUUCACUCAAAGUCUGGAUGACUUUUCCCUACGGCAAGACGGAUCCUGGCAGUAUCCCCUUGUUGGCUUGGCAUUUUGUGGCAGUGCAGAAAGCAGUCAACCCUGUUCUGGCCUUCUGCAGAGGAGACACCAUCCACUUCCUUCUGGUUAAAAAGGAUGAUUCUGGGACCAUACAUGUUAUAAAACAGCGACAACUCCAACUCAACUGUGACCUCAUCAGUCUGAGCUGGAUAAACCCCCGUACAUUGGUGUUAAUGGACAGCACAGAGAAGCUGCGUGUGGUGGACAGACCCAGUCAGGACGAGCUGGAGACAGUGGAUGUGGCCGAGCUUCAGCUGGUUUACAAUAGCAGCCAUUUUAAAUCCCUCGCCACCGGAGGAAAUGUCAGCCAAGCCUUGGCUCUAGUUGGAGAGAAGGCAUGUUACCAGUCUGUGUGCAGCUAUGCAGGCCAGAUUAUUUAUCUAGGAACGAAGUCUGUGCAUAUCAUGACACUGAGGAACUGGCGUGAGCGUGUGGACCAUCUGCUGAAACAGGAGAAGUUCAUGGAGGCUCUCUCUCUGGCUUGGUCCUUCCACGAGGGCACUGCCAAAGCUGUGCUAGCAUAUUGCAAAGGAUACAGAUGGACUACUAAGGCUACAUCUUCAAACUACCACUUCAAAAACUGUUUAUUUGCAGACCCUGCUAAGAGAAAAGGUGUGGUUGCAGACAAGAUGGUGGAGAUUUUGUUACAGUAUGUGGACUGCUCUCUGAAAAAGUGUCCAGAGCAAGGAAAGAUACAGGUGAUGGAGCAGCACUUCCAGGACAUGGUUCCUGUCAUGGUGAAUUACUGUCUCCUCCUACAGAGGACGUUUUUGCCAGGGAGGACACGGGGAACCAGGUUUCUUUCACUCAGGGACCUGCUGUUUAAUCAGAUUUACCCUCGACUGGUGGAGAACUCUGUGGCCAAAGGCGUAUUUCUGGAGAGUUUGGAGCCCUACAUUCUGAGUGAGCGGAUUGGAUGUCUGACUGCGCCCGUCAUGAGAGACCUCCUAAGCUACUUCCAGGAGAACGGCAUGAUGGAGAGUGUGGAGGGAUGCCUGGUCCACAUGGACAUCACCAACCUGGACAUACAACAGGUGGUGCAGAUGUGCUGGGAUAACCAACUGUAUGACGCCAUGAUUUACGUCUUCAACAGUGGCAUGAAUGACUAUAUCAGCCCCAUGGAGAAACUCUUGCAGGUGAUUGGUCCUCCUCUUCGUGACGAAAAGCCUCUUACAGAUGAGCAUGUUGUGAUGGGAAAUAAACUGCUGGUGUACAUCAGCUGUUGUUUGGCAGGACGGGCCUAUCCUUUGGGGGACAUUCCUGAAGAUCUGGUCCCUCAGGUGAAAAAUCAGGUGUUUGAGUUCCUCAUCUGUCUACACACAGUGGAGGCUGAACAGGAAGAGGAAGUGUAUCCCUACAUCCGAACUCUCCUCCACUUCGACACUCGAGAGUUCCUCAAUGUCCUGGCAUUGACAUUUGAGGACUUCAAGAAUGACAAACAGGCUCUGGAAUAUCAGCAAAGGAUUGUGGACAUUUUACUGAAGGUCAUGGUGGACAAUUCUGACUUCACACCGUCUCAGGUCGGCUGUCUUUUUACCUUCCUGGCACGCCAGCUCGCUAAACCUGAUAACACCCUCUUUGUUAACCGGAAGCUGUUUGACCAGGUUCUGGAGUUCCUGUGUAGUCCAGAUGAUGACUCUAGACAUACAGAAAGACAGCAGGUACUUCUGGAGCUGCUGCAGGUUGGGGGUGUGGUCCAGUUUGAUGAGGGGCGUCUCCUCGACCUUGCAGAGAAGGCGGAGUUUUAUCAAAUCUGCGAGUUUAUGUAUGACAAAAAGCACCAUUUUGACAAAAUCGUCGAUUGCUACCUCAAAGACCCUUUGAGAAAGGAGGAGCUCUUCAACUACAUCCAUAAUAUCCUGUCCAUGCCGGGCUACAGCCCAGAGGAGAAACAGUGUGUUUGGGUCAAAACCCUUCAACACGUCAAGGAUCUUGUCAGCAUCAACUCAUCUAAGGCAGCAGAGUUGGUAGCAGUGCACUUUGCAGACGAGGUGCAGUCUAUCAUCGCAACUCUGCAGGAUGACUAUUUGAUAUUCCAGUUUCUGAAGUGCCUCCUGGACCCCAGCUCCAGAGAAGGCCUGAAUCCAAAGGCUGUGCUUAAACUGGGCCCAGAUCUUCAUGAGCUCUUAGUGGACCUAAUGUGUCAGUUAAGUCCUCAGCAGGUCACAGCCUUCCUUAAGACCUCUCAAGACUACCGACUGGAGGAGGCCAUCCAGAUCACAGAGAAACACAAGCUGCAUGAACCCACAGCCUAUCUGCUGGAGAAGAAGGGAGAUGUACAGGGAGCCUUUGAAGUGCUGCUGCAGACCCUGAAGGGCAAACUCCACAAACUUGCUCUAGAGGGCUCACAGGCUGACAGACCCAACAUUGAGGAGGAGGAGACAGGUGAUGAAGUGCAGAGUCCAUUGCAAAGAGUGGAGGAAGCUCUGCGUGACAUCAUUGCUUUGUGUCAGAGGAGCUCGCACGGCCUCAACCAGCAGCAGAGAGAGGCUCUGUGGUUUCCUCUCCUAGAGGCAAUGAUGUCACCACAGAAACUACUCAAAGGUCCUGAUGCCAAAUACACUUCAGAUGCACUAAAAGAGCUUACCAUGAAAGUCUUAAACAGCAUGUCUAGCUUCAUCACCCCACCUGCCAUCAUUCAGCGUAUCCUGCAGGACCCUGUAUAUGGGAAAGGAAAGUUGGCUGAGAUCCAGGGUCUAAUUUUAGGAAUGCUAGAGACCUUCAACUACGAACAGACUCUCUUGAGCCAGACCACCUAUCAAUCAACCACUGAGCAAAAACGAGAGUUUUAAACUUUGCCUGUUAUGUGCGGAUUAAAAAGGAAAUAACCGUUCGAUCUGAAAAACCAGAGAACUUUAUGUUCGAUCUGAAAAACCAGAGAACUUUAUGUAUCUUCUUCUGUGUAUCUGAUAUCAAUAUGCAAUGACACAGAUGAGAAGCACACAUAUAUGAAGCUCAGCUUACACAGGUACUCCACUAAAACAACGGAUUAUUCUGCUCGAAAUUUCAACAGCAUCUGGAAGAAACAGCACUCUGGUUUUGUUUGUGCUUUCCUGGUCUUUUCUGAUUUUUUUGCAGUUUACUAUGCUGUAACACAAAAACAUGGUGAUUAAUUUAUGUCGUCAUGAAAUCAGAGACCCUCGCCUCGAAAUCCAAACACAAGUGGUCACAGGAGACUGAAUUGAGACAUGGGUCUAUCUCAUUUCUUUUCAAUUCAUUUUAUCCCAACCUUUACAAAAACAUUCGAUGGUAUUACCAUAGUUUUUGGACAUGGUACCAUAAUGAUACCAUGUUAUUUGAUGCGUACCCUGAUUAUACCAUUAAUUAUUUUUGUACAUGCACCAUGGUAAUGCCAUGAAAUUUUUCGAAGUAUCAUGGAAUACCAUACUAUAAAUACUAUAAUAUGGUAAUGUGGUAAUCAUUCAGUACCACAGUAUGUAUAAAAGUACUAUGGUAUUGCCAUCUGAUGCAUAACUGCACCAUAGUACCACCACAGCGCUUGGGUAUAAUACAGGUUCUGUGAGGUGUCAAGCUGAUGCACAGUCUAACUCACAAGAUGAAUUAUUUAAUAUGUCCAUACAGUAGAGAUACUCAUAGUGCAUUAUUAAUCUCUCGCUCUCUCUCUCUCAUUAAUUAACUUGCACUCUUGCUGGUUUAGGACAGUGGCAUAGAGAGAUACAGCAUUUAGCCCUGUUAAAUUAAAAUAAGAUUCUUUCAUUAUGCACACACAGCUUAUGCUACCAGCAUCAACUCUUCAUAGUGUGUUCUGUGAUAGUUUGAAUGAGAUGUGGAGGUCUGCUCUUCCUUUCUUUAUUGAGUGGUGGAGAUAAAUACAUGGAAGCUUCAGGUCUCUCUGCCUGACAUUGCACAUAAACUGGGCAUCCAAGUUGAAAGGAUCUGUUAAGGUUUUUUUUAAUAUUCAUAAAAAUAAAGUGAUUGGUCUGAUGGCUAACAUAUACACAUGGACCUAAAUACCUAAUUUCUUCCUUUUAUACCCAAUUUCCCAAACACAUCAGUUAGAUGACACAAUGCAUCCUACAUUUUGAAACCAUUAUUUUCUAUGAAUGUACUGUAUGCCAACUCGGCGGGGACGAGCUAUGAAUCAUGAGGCUGCUCAAAAUGUUACCAUGCCAAUCACAUAGUUUUCCAAUUAAUUACAUUAAAUUCAUCCCAAAUUGUUAUCAAGGAACAUAGAUUAUUGACUUCAGGCUAGAAGAUACAUUGUGUAUAAGCAAUUUUUUUGUAACAAAUUUGUCUUUGUAUGGUUUGACAGCUUGAAUAAAGCCUAGGCAACAUAUUGUGAAAUUGCAUAAUAAACGUUGCCCUUUCUAAUCUUUGAGUUUGCUCCGUUGCACCAGUUGUUUCAUACACCAACCUGCAAACUCAACAUCCAUUUGUUAAUUCUUGAAGAAGUGCAAAAACCUUUGUAUGUAACUUUUGUCUGUAUGGUGAUUAGAUUCACUGUUUUUGGACUGCCACCUCUUUGCACUGCACUGGUACGCUCUGUGUGCUAUACCUGCGCCUUGUGCUACCUUUGAUGUGCCACAGCAUGUCAGAACAGCAGGUUUUAGGGGCCAGUUCAGAACCAAUUUUUCCAGCUUGAAAGUGCUUUUUCUGUGGUGGAAAUGCACAGUACAUUUCCAGACUGGACCCUGUUGAUGGAAAAGGAUGUGACUCCAUACAGCAUAACUAUCAAUCUUUACUGCUAAACGUAACUAAUUCCAGCUUUCCCUCACAGCUGUUUUAAUCAGGUCAGUUAGAGGUGGAGUGUUAUGUGAACUCAUUAAUGGCUGUUUCUUCAUAAAUUAGCAAGCACAUAAUUGAACGAGCUUUCUGGACUUUCCACGUCCCCUAAUGGUUAUCAGUACAGUUUUACUUUGUGAACAACUCCACAAUAAUUACUUUCCCUUGUCUUAAGCCCUCACAGAACCUCUUUUAAACUUUUUUUUUAUUA